Closterium sp. NIES-67 is the source of this 1253-nucleotide messenger RNA. Lineage: Eukaryota; Viridiplantae; Streptophyta; Zygnematophyceae; Desmidiales; Closteriaceae. The record is from the annotation of a GenBank genome assembly.
UGGCCAAGGCGGAUUAGUGUCCUUUGUGCUGCAUAGACAGCUCCUGCAGAAUUUGGUCGCUGCUGUUGAAUCCUUUGACAACAUUUAUCCAUUCUUUCAUUCGUAAUUUCGUGGCCUGGUAACUCCUGAUCAACGAUAGUCAGCGAAUUCGCCCGGCUUUUCGUUGUCCCCGUUUGUCGCAUCCCAGUUAGUCGCUGCAGAAACUUAACUCCGUCGCCGUGGGCUGUCGGAGAAACUAAGUCUGAAGAAUCUCAAGAGAGUAUCCUAUAUAACACCGCUCUGUUUCUGUUCAAAGGCUAAGUAAAGGAUGAACGCGAUUGGCAAUUUCUUCAAAACUGUAUACGAGCUAUUUGACGACGGCGACGAUGACGAAGACGAAGAGGACAAUAACGAGGGAGAGAGCAGCGGCUUUUGGAGCAGAUCCGGUAGCGGAGGGGGGUUCUGGGGAAUGGGAGGCGGAGGACGGGGGGAGGAGAGAGGAAGGAGGGAUGGGCCUGGAGGUAGGAGGAAGGAAGCAGGAGGUGUGGAAAGCAGAUCUAGGCGAAGAAGUGGUGGAGGCAGGGAGCCAGCAGAAGGGAGGGAGAGGCGUGGGGAUGGAGAUUUGAGGGACAACAGAGGGGAGAUUCAGACUGACAGCAACGGGCUGACGUGGCGGCCUCUGAUUCGGCAGGCUGAGCGGGGAGAUGGGGGUGUGCAGGGCCUCUCAUGGUACAUCUCUUCGCUCCACCAAGACUCUGAUGGUGACGUGGCGAAUGAUUUCUUUGUUGAGGUGCUUCCUGCACAAUAUCGUCCCAGUGGGAAUCAGGCAGCCGAAUAUGCACACAUCCCCGCUGGUGCAGCGCAUAGCAGACAUGGGAACAGAGGCCUUCAUGAUGCAGCGGCUGCUUCUGCCGCUCCUAUACCUGCGGAUGCUGAUUCCUCUGCCACUGCUGCUUCUGCCAGCUGCAGUGGGGAAGCCGACAUACUCCUCACAACAAAUGGUCCACAUAUUUCGCCCUACAAGGAGAAAGGGGAAGAUGUGGGAGGAAGGCCAGUGGGUCUUGCAGAGUGCUUGCAGGCUGACCGUUGCAGCAGUGCAAGUGAACCGGGUCCAAUCUCGGCUUCUGGGGCCCGAUUGGUGCUCAUGCGGGUUCCAACAACUUUGCUUUCGCCAUUGAAAUUUCCGUCUACGGUUUUUGUGAACCAAGGUAAUGUCGUCAUUGGAAAUACAAGUUAGUGAAAAUUCAUGCACUUAUAUUGAUCAAAGGAACGUA